AUGGAUGUUGUGAAUUUCGAGAAUUGUCGACCAGAAAUUUUCAAGCGAAUCAUCCGCCACUUGAUCACACCUGAACACAUUCCAAAGAAUUGGCCCUCCAGUGGUAGCAAUUCCCUCACAAGCCUUCAACAACUCAUUGAUUUUUCGGAGAGUUUAUCAACUCAGUAUGGAAAUGCAGAAAACAUGAUGAAAUCACUAUGGAAGUAUGCCAGUUUUCCUGGAAGUGCCAGUUAUUUCAAGAUCAGGAAGACAGAAUAUUACUUUCAAGACACAAAAUAUUAUCGUGGCUUUUCCGAAGAACUUUAUGUCUACAAGAAAGAAUACUACCUUCGACUUUACGAUAGGGUGGUGGACUGCCCAUUUUCUGGAUUUGCUGGCAGUUUAGCCUACUCUCUGAUCUCUUAUUUUCUGAAAAUUCAAGAAGAAAAAUUGGCAAAUGGUAGUGAAAUGGCAGCUAUUAACAUGUUUCUGUUUGCAAAAGUUCAAUUCAAAAUUCGUGAUAUUGGAGUGAAGUUCGUCAAAGGAGGAUGGGAGAAUUUAAACGAGAAGAAGAAGUUGCGAUUCGAAUACAUGUCCCUGGAAGAGAUCUUCGAUGCAUUAAAGAAUGUGUUGCAUCAGAUGGAAAAAGAAGAAACAGAAGGAAAUGAAGUGCUCGAAGUAUUGAAAGGAUUCAAUGUAGUAGCUCCAGUUAAAGACAAUGGAAAGACCUAUUUCAAAGUAUACGUCUGGAUCAAGGAAGUCAUUGAAAUCUUCAGAACGUUCAUUGAGAGGAACAAGUUCCUUAUGCUGCCGCGAUCAGAAACUAUUGGAACAACUGGUUCCGUGAAAGCUCCGGUUCGAUUAUUUCAAUUCGAAAACAAUAAAAUUGUGAUGGCGCAUGAGCUGUUGCACAAUAUGAAGGUGGAACAACUUGAUGUUUCUCAAUUCGAAAAUAAAAUUCUCGCAUUGCCAAGACUUGAUACAUUGACUUUUCGAAAAGUAUUCCAAAUGAUCCCAGCCGAGUGCAUGAAGAAUGUCGAUUUUGUCAAUGUGAAUAUCGAAUGUCAACUCAUUUUUAUUCUUUUGGACACAGAAACUUUGGAAUUCAUACCAACCGAAUACAAUGAGACAACAACGAACGGAGUUGAAGAUAACAAAGAAGCAGAUUUAGUUACAUUGGAAAAGCAAGAAAUUGUCACAACACAAGGAUUGGAUCAAGAAUUGCAAAAAGAGAAAUGUGAAGAAGUUCCUAAGAUUGAAAUCGAUGGAAAAGAAAAGAAAGAAAAGAAGAAAAAUCCCAGUUUGAAGAAGAAGGAAUCCGCAGAUGAAAGAGAGUCCCAAACUUGCCCGAAGUGCUACCGAGCUAGUACAUUCACAAGAAAAAGCAACGAAAAAUUGAGGCUGGCAAACAUCGAGAAUAAACAAUUGAAGAAGAAGAUUACAGAGAUUGAAAAAGAUGAAGAUGCUAGAAUUGCAUUACUGGAGAAGCUUGUUGAAGACCAGAAAAACGAAUUAAUCGAGAAAGAUGCCGCAAUUCAAAAUCUUUACAUCGAAAAACAAAAACUAGAAAAGGACAAGGAGGAGCUCGAAAUUCAUCUAUCUGUCAGAAAUGAUAAAGUUCAAGCUCUGGAAGUCAUAACUUCAUCUGAAUCAAUUGAAGGCUUCAAUAAAUCUAAAGAUGAAUCCGAGAAAAUUCGAAAUGUUCUGUUCAAUCUUUUCGAUGUCCGAGAAAUAAUUCAUCGUGAGGAUCCAGUUUCAAAAUGUUCCGAAUUGGCGGAUCUUCUAAUCACGAAAACUAAUAACGAUCUUGUCAGAAGAAACUCAAAAAUUGAGAAGACAAAAUUCAUAAAAGAAUGCAAUACAUUCAUCAAAGCGGUAGACAACAAUUUGGCCAUGAUCCGAGGACGCCAUCAAAUUAAAGUCGAGGAGGUUCCAGAACUCCCAGAGUUCCCUAUUUUAUCUAAACAGUUCAAAGACGCGUACAAGAAAACAAUGAAGUCCGAUAUUCCAAACAUCUGCAAAUCUCUACUCAAGGUUAAAGAGAUCGAUUCCAAUGAACUCAUUGAUAAUGAAUGUUUGAUCUGCCUUCAAGACAUGAAUCCAGAAGAAGAGACGAUCAAGUGUGAAUGCAAAAGAAGAUAUCACAACGGAUGUAUUCAACAGUGGCUCGAAACGAAGAGAACAUGCCCAGCCUGCAGUGCGAGUCUUCUGGAUGACAACGAAUUUCCACCACUAUCGUAA
Messenger RNA from Caenorhabditis remanei, 2220 nucleotides. RefSeq lists its product as uncharacterized. The record is from RefSeq and is a predicted model, not a curated record. Lineage: Eukaryota; Metazoa; Nematoda; Chromadorea; Rhabditida; Rhabditidae. The transcript has a single exon. The coding region runs from base 1 to 2220 and encodes 739 amino acids. Gene Ontology annotation, biological process: innate immune response. Gene Ontology annotation, cellular component: membrane raft.